Arabidopsis arenosa is the source of this 1243-nucleotide messenger RNA. The record is from the annotation of a GenBank genome assembly. NCBI's taxonomy places the organism in Eukaryota, Viridiplantae, Streptophyta, Magnoliopsida, Brassicales, Brassicaceae.
AAUAUAAGCGGCGCCGUCGUGAAGAUUGGUCAAAUCAAUGGCUCUCCGAGAAGAGGACGACGAUGUUAACCUCACGAAAAUGGGGCUGCUUCAAAUUGGAGAAAACGAAGAGGCCAGUGAGAUUAUCUCCUCCGGUGAGUCGGAGUUUCAGAUGUACCGGAUCAAUUCGAUCGAAUCAACGGUUGUGAUUCGUCAAUUACCGUCACAAGGUAUCGCCUUCAAGCUUUGGUUACCUGCAACAACUCUCGUCACACUUCUCGAUAACUACCGUCGUGACCCAAACACCAGCCCACUCACUCGCACCUUCUCGAGUUUUCAAUCCGACGGUUCAGAUUCUUCUUCUCCGAUUAACAUCGUCGAGCUCGGAUCUGGAACUGGAAUCGUCGGAAUCGCGGCGGCUGCGACGUUAGGUGCUAAUGUCACGGUGACGGAUCUCCCAAACGUAAUCGAGAAUCUCAAAUUCAACGCCGACGCGAACGCUGAAGUCGUGGCUAAGCUCGGUGGGAAAGUCCACGUGGCGUCUCUUCGUUGGGGUGAAAUCAAUGACGUGGAGGUUUUGGUUCAAAACGUUGACUUGAUUUUAGCGUCUGACGUGGUUUACCACGAGCAUCUUUAUGAACCUCUCCUCAAAACGCUGCGUUUUUUGCUCUUAGAAGGAUCCAAGAGAGUGUUUCUUAUGUCUCACCUCAAAAGAUGGAAGAAAGAAUCAAUUUUUUUCAAGAAAGCUCGGAGAUUCUUCGAUGUUGAUGUUAUACAUUGUGAUGAUCCUCAAGAAGAACAUCCUUAUACUUUGGAGCAGCUAAGUGUUCUCUCUGAAGAAUCUGUUACUGUCGAUGACAAGCUUGAUCGCAUCCUGAUAAUGUUUACACCGACGAUUCAGCAUUGUAGUAUGGCAAAUAUAAUUGGUCUGUGUUUGAGAGCUAAGCUUAAAGAAUGUUUGCCACUUCAUUACAAGGUUGAUAUCAGAGUGUCACCUGGCUCUCACGCUGAUGAAGUUUCAGUGAAUAAACAACUGAAUGAUAAAGAAAGGGUGGCGGCUGCAUUGGAGAAUCCUAAUCUCCGUCAGCUCGUGGAUGAAUGUAUCUACUCCGAUGAGAUAUGAUCAGAUCAUUUACUUCUAGUCUCUUGUACAUGCUUCAUAUCCUGGGUUCUAUAAUGUCUUAGAGAGCCCUCUUUAAUCUCAGAAUACACAUUUUACGGAGUUCGAAUGUUGUAUACUACUCAAUAAUGAUACAGAACCUUU